Messenger RNA from Phytophthora sojae, 660 nucleotides. RefSeq lists its product as hypothetical. The annotation marks the transcript as partial. The record is from RefSeq and is a predicted model, not a curated record. Lineage: Eukaryota; Oomycota; Peronosporomycetes; Peronosporales; Peronosporaceae. The transcript has a single exon.
UUAUACACAGGAGCGUACGGUCCGACUUCUGAAGUGUUGGAGCUGGCAGAGUCGCCGCUGGAUUUGUUUCUAUUCUUCAUGCCGAAGAAGUUCUGGAGAAAGGUGGCAGCAGAAUCGAAUCGGUACUUCCUGCAGAACCUGGCCGCACGAGUCGACCGAAUGUAUGCCAAUCAAAAGACGCCGGGCAAGAAAACAAGGGAUGAGCUCAUGAUGCGCGAGGCGAAGAAAGACGACAUUGAAGCUCACGAGAUUAUGCACGUCCUGGGAUUGCUGCUGGCGCGGAUGCUGAACCCACGGCACUGCUGUUUUCGAGACCAUUGGUCUACGGAAAGGGUUGGAGCUGUGGCACGCGGAACGUUCAACGACUACAUGCCUCGUCAUCGAUUCGAGCAUAUCAUGGCUAACGUACACUUCACGAACAACGCCGACCCUCAAGCAGCAUCGGACAGGGCGUGGAAAGUGCGCUCCGUGGUCAAGACGCUGCGGGAAACCUUCCCGCGAGGAUAUACUACACCCCCGGUCGUAUCGUUCGAUAAAGGCGUCAUACCCUCCCGCUACCGAAACAACCCGACCCGCCAAUACCUCAAGAACAAGCCGCAGAAGUGGGGCACCAAGCUCUUCCUGACAUGCUGUGCAGACACAGCUUACUAUAUGCGGUAA